Messenger RNA from Acanthosepion pharaonis, 1026 nucleotides. NCBI's taxonomy places the organism in Eukaryota, Metazoa, Mollusca, Cephalopoda, Sepiida, Sepiidae. The record is from the annotation of a GenBank genome assembly.
AUGGUUACUGCAUCAUUCACGAAUUUGUUCUAUGCAUUCCUACUUCUUUCACUGCCACAGAAGAAAAUGCCAAGCUCAGGGAAAGUCAAAACAAUGCAAUCUCUGUCCAAUGAAGAAAGCCAGAAGAAAGUUCAACUGAAAAAGAAGAAAGAAAAAAUGAAAAUUAAUUCAGCUGAAUUGAAAUUCUCUUCAGUGUUUGGUGUGGAUGAUGAAUUAAAUCUUCAGUUACAAGCAGAUGAAUCGCCUACUCCAGUCAGUGUUCAGUUACCUGAAAAUCAACAAGUGAUGAAGGAUCAGAUACGAGGACUCAAAGAUGAAAAUGGGAGACUUUUUCAAUUGCUAAAAGAAAAAGACUUUGAAAUACGGCAUCUCCAAAAAUUUAAAUCCGAGCAUGCAGUGUCUCUCGGCAUGCCUGGCCUUACAAGUGACACAGCGGCAGCAAAGAUUGUUGAAUUAUCCAAGAAAUUACGUGAGACUGUUGCUGAAAUGGAGACCGAAAAAACCAAGUGUAAGCAGCUGGCCAAAAAAUGUGAGGAUUUAAAAUUACAGAUUGCCAAUCCAAAAGAAUGUCAUUCAGAACGACCAAUAGAACAGAAUACAAACAGUGAGGAACAAAAGAGUGCUGAAGAAGUCAAAGGUUUGCAAGAGAAAUUGAAGCAAGCAGAAUCCAAGAUGGCUGACUGGAGGAAUCAGUGCCAGAUUCUAAAACAAGAACUAAAAUUAGCCAAUAGGGUGAUUUCUCAAGAAGUCGGUGAAGGUUUUAAUCUGCACAGUUUAAUAUCAGGUAAAAGCACAUGGAAAGGCAGAACGCAACAAAUUAUCACUUUACAGCAAAAGAUUUCUGAACUUAAACAUCAAAUUGAAGACUUACAGUCCAGAAAUGAAAAUUCACCAAAGGAGGCUGCAGCGAGUGAAAAGAGCAAUUCAAACCCGACUCUCCGACGACUUGUACAAGAAAGAAAAGAGGCACAUGAUGUUGGUAUUCAGUUAAUAUAUAAGCUUAAUUUUUUUCUACAUGUUUUGUAG